GGGCUGUUAUCUCAGGAAUGAUAGCGGAACUAGUAGUUGUUGUUGUUGAAGCCCAGCUGCCCCGGGCUGCUGUACGCAUGUGUGGCAGCAGCGUGUGUGUCCGGGUUGGGGAGUUUGGAUCUGAGAUUUAGGAAGUGCGCUGGAAGCUUCCAGCCGGAGCAGCAGACGUCCUGGUUCGGCGGGAACAGAUGCAGUCCUGUCGGGAUGGAAGCUGGACCCUUCAGCCGUGAGGUUGUCCGUCACAUUCCUUUAAAGGAUCUGUGCUUUCUUUGGGCUUAACUUUACCACCGACUCCAGUAGGAAUGUCCUACUGGGCUGUCGGAGUUUCCCAAGAAACUGGAGAGCCUCCCAACAACAUGGAGCAAACUAACAGCACAGGGGGGGAAACAGAGGCCAAGGUGUCCCUUGUGGAGGCCCCCGGUCCCGACUCCGAAAUAACUCCCAGUCUUGAGAACAUCAAGGCAGCUUAUGAAGGUGGUGAUGAGGAAGCAGCCAGGGAGCUGAUUCAGCAGGCCUGUUGCGUGGACUGUUCAGGGGGGAUCCAUCCCGACGGGGUCCGUCUGCUGUCUCUGGCCACCCAGCACUCUGAUAUAGUGAGUGUGUGCUACCUCCUGAAAGAGGCCCGUAUCCCUGUUCCUCAGGAGCCGUCGCUCUGUAACCCGGCUGUCCUGGCGGCACAUUGCGGUUUUUCCAACCUGCUCAAGGAACUGCUGGAUUCCAUACCUAGUGUUUGCCUGAAAAGAGACCUGGUGAACUGCCUGCUCGCCACCGCCUGUCAGCAGGGUCACUUGGAAGUGGUCCGUCUGCUGGUCCACAGCUACGAGGCAGAUGUGAAGGACUUUGCCAUCCAUAGCAACGAGUUUGCUGUGCUCUGCGGGCUGCCGCUGUACGCGGCUGCUCAAGCAAGUAACGAGGAGAUUGCUCACUUCCUGAUAGAAAACGGAGCUGAAUUUUCAUCCUACACCCUGAUGGACUAUCCAGACUUCAGCAAACGUCUCCUGAGACAGAAACUUCAUGAAACCACUGGUGCCAAUGGAGUGGAGGGAGUCAGCGUGUAUUGGAGCGGCUUACAGCUGCCUUUCCUGGAGCUGGACUGGAUCAUGGAUGUCUGCUCACAGAUUACCCACCUGGACCUGUCCUCCAACAGCCUCAGUGCUCUGCCCUCCGUCGUCCCCUGGGGGCUCAUCCACCUGAAAACUCUGGAUCUUUCCAGCAACGCUCUGAAAGAGCUGCCGUUUGCUCAGAACUCGCAGGAUGUGAUCUGCUGCAGGUUACAGGUUGUGACACUCUCCCAUAACCAGCUAAAGAGUUUACCAACGGGACUUCUCCAUCUGACCCGCCUUCAGAAACUCAGUGCUGCUAAUAACCAGCUCACCACCCUGUUCGACAUCCCCUCCAAUGUGAACUGGAUCGGUCUCCGUAAGCUGGAGGUGCUGGAUGUGUCUGGAAAUAGUUUAACCAGUCUUCACACGUCAGUCAUGCACUGUUUAAAGUCCCUGCGCUGCCUUGAUGUCAGCAGAAACAGAUUGAGGGCUUUCCCCGACCCCUGGGCCUGUCCGCUGAGGAUCUGCAAAGCUUCUUCUAACAUCAUCGAGAACCUUCCAAACACCAUAUCCAUCUUCUGGAGGACUCAGCUGCAGGAGGUUGAUUUCUCUGACAACUGCCUGAAGGAGCUUCCCUCAUAUAUCUUUGAACUGGAGGCGAUCAUGUCCUUAAAGCUGUGUGGGAACCUCAUAGAAACACUGCCUGCUCCCAAUAAGUGGAAGUGCUCUAAGCUCAAGACUCUGGAUCUUUCCAGGAACGUGCUCGGCAGGACUGAAGAAGGUCCCAGAUCCAGGAGGCUUGCUUUCCUGACAACAUGGAACAGGAGGGAUCCAGAUCCAGUGAGUCCCAUCGAGUUUCCUGGUGUCCUGCGGGAUUCCCUGGAAGUGCUCACCUUGAACGAUAACCAGCUGGAGUGUGUUCCCCAGUCACUGUGUGGCCUGCGCAACCUCACUGAGCUCUACCUGUCCAAUAAUCCAGGAAUCCGGGAAUUACCAGCUGAACUCGGACAGCUAUCCAACCUCUGGCAGCUGGACAUCGACAACCUCAACAUCACCAAUAUUCCUCAAGCAGUAAGAAAAGAAGGCUCUGCUUCGGUCCUGGCGUUCCUCCGGGCCCAGCUUCGAAAAGCAGAGCCCUGCAGGCUGCUGAAGAUGCUUGUGGUCGGUCCACCCAGGCAGGGGAAGUCGGCGCUUGUAGAGGCUCUACUGACAGGCAAGGCGUCUCCCUUCACCCCCUCAGAAUGCAGCAUCUCUACUUUUGGCUUGGAGCUAGAAAAACCGAACUCAGGCAAAAAUAACAAGGAGUCGAUAAUGUUCAACUUGUGGGAUAUUGGUGGUCCAGCCAGCAUGACCACUGUGAACCAGUGUUUCUUUACUGAUAAGUCGCUUUAUGUGGUCAUCUGGAAUCUGGCUCUGGGAGAGGAGGCUGUGGCCAACCUGCAAACCUGGCUUCUCAACAUAGAGGCACGAGCACCCAACUCUGCCGUGGUGGUUGUAGGAACCCAUCUGGAUCUCAUAGAUACCAAGUUCCGCACAGAGAGGCUGGCAACCCUGAGAGCUUAUGUACUGGCGCUGUGUCGAUCCCCGUCCGGAGCAAGAGCAGCGGGUUACCCCGACAUCACCUUCAAACACCUGCAUGAAGUGUCGUGUAAAACCUUGGAGGGUUUGGAAGGUCUGAAGACGCUGAUCUACCAGGUGGCUCUCUCCAUGAAGGACAGCGGCAGCUCGGCCUGUGGUGCUAAGCUGCUGGGCAGACUGAUUCCGAGGAGCUAUUUCAUCCUGCAGGAGGCAGUGAUAGCAGAGAAGGAGAGGAGAGAUGCUGCAGAAGAAGUGCAGUACCUGACAGACGCUCAGUUACUCAGCAUCAUCGAACAAAACCCAGAGAGUGAUAUCAGAGAUUAUGAGGAUUUACAAACCGCCAUCAGUUUCCUAAUUGAAACUGGGACCCUGCUGCACUUCCCAGACACCAGCCAUGGCCUGUGUACUCUGUACUUCCUGUGUCCCGUGUGGCUGUCAGACUGCUUAGAGAGGAUUGUCCAUCUAAACUCCUGUCGCCCUUUACCCAAAAACGGAUUGAUCCAGACAGAGCAGCUCAGGAAGCUGCUGGAAGGAACAGGAUUCACCCGGGAAACAGAGGAGCAGUAUUUCCAGUUUUUGGCCAAGUUUGAGAUUGCGCUCCCUGUUGCCAACAACAGAUACCUUCUGCCUCACCUGCUUCCUCCAAAGCCGGCCAUGGACAUCCACAGCUUCCACCAUCACACCAACAACACCCUGCAGCGGCUUUUCAAGAUGAGCUUUGUUCCUGCGGGGUUUUGGGAGCGCUUCAUCGCCAGGAUGCUCAUAAGCCUCACAGAGAUGGACCUCCAGUCGUCUGAUCCACUCAAGAGAAGGAGCAAGAAUCGCAGGAGUUCACUGAUCUACAGCUUUGCUGGAAGCCAGCAGAGGAACCGAUGCAGCACCUUCAGGGUCCGACGCAGCCAGACCAUCUACUGGAAGGAGGGGCUCCUGGUCACAUUUGAUGGAGGUUACCUCAGUGUGGAGUCAUCAGAUGUUAACUGGAAGAAGAUAAAGAGCGGCGGCAUAAAGAUCAUCUGUCAGUCAGACGUGAGAGAUUUCUCCGCCAUGGCCUUCAUCACUGACCAUGUCAACUCUCUGAUCGAGCAGUGGUUUCCCGCUUUGACCGGCUCUCAGAAUGAUGGGAGUCUCCUCAUUGAGCAGUAUGUGCCCUGUUCCCUCUGUGCGCCUUGCGAACGGCAGCAGCAGGAUCCCGGAGAAGACGACAGAGGAAGAGAAGCCGAGGUUCAUUACUUUAACAUGGAGGACUGUGUGCUGGCUGCUGUGGAGAAGGACAGCAUCAUCUGUCCUCAGCAUCCUGAGCAGCCUGUCCCCUUACAAGAACUGGUGCCAGAACUCUUUAUGACCGACUUCCCUGCACGGCUGUUUCUGGAUAAGGCGGAGCUUCAGCUCUCUGAGGAGGAGAAGGAUGUCCUCGGUCAGGGCGGCAGUGGCACCAUCAUCUGCAGAGCCAUGUAUAAAGACCAACCUGUCGCUGUCAAACACUUUCACUUUAAGAGAUGUCGGCAGCUGACUGUCAGCAAGGACUCAGAGUUCAUGAACUGCAUUAGGCCGAUGGCAUCCAGGUGUGUGAGACAGAUGGAGGAGCCCAGUUUCCCCUGCCUGAGGUACCUGCUGUCAUGUGACAGCCAGUCUCAGCUCUUCCUGUCGCAGCUGCAGGGAUACAGCGCCGUGUUCUGGAAUGGAGACAAUGAGGAGAGAAACUACAGUGUGGUGAAUGUGGAGAAGGCCCAGGUGGAGGUCAAGAGGAUGUGUUGUCCUGGCAACAGGAUCAGCUGCCAGAUGAAGAUGCGUAACUCUCUGUGGAUGGCUACUGAGGAACAGGAGGUGUUCAUCUACAGCCUGAAGGACAUGUGUCCUCUAAGUCAGCCUCAGAAACGGCUGUCCUGUCCAGCUGUCGUCACAAGUUUGUUCCACGUUCCCGCCGGAGAACAGAACUUGGCCAAAGUGUUUGCAGGGAUGUCUGACGGUCUGGUCGCCGUCUACACCUUGGUGGACGACCUCCCUCUCGAUGGAGAAACGUACCUGUGUUCUCACACCUUAAACAAGACUGUAUUUGGUCUGAAGGACUCUGAUCCGAGGCAGAGACCCUACCCUGUCAGGAGCAUGGCUCUGGUCAGCAGCGGCUCGCAGUUGUGGUUCUCCAACGGCCCCGGCCUGCUGGUUAUCGACACGACGAGUCUUCAGGCGGUCCGAAGGCUAGAACCAUACAGGACACCGUCCUCCGUCAUCAGCAUGACGACCAGCUUCAGUCUGUGGGGAGAGGAAGCAGUGUGGACCCUGGACGACACCAGCAACACGCUGCUGCUCUACUACGCCGCCUCCUACGAACUGUGUGCAUCGUACUGCUGUGGGGACAGAAGUCCUUUGCGGGAUGUCUUCGACGUGCUGCGCCCUGCAGGGCUGGCUGUGGUGGCAGAGGAAGAUAUUAACACUACGGACCAAAACGGGAAGCUUGAAUGGUCUAACGGAGACGUGACGCUGAUUUUCAGUGAGGAGGCAGGAACUCAAAUAAUCCAGCACCAGGACUCUGUGACAGACUAUUGCUCCCUAUCAUCUACCAGCUCUCUGGAACCACCAGAGUCAAACACCCUGAGCACCACAGACUGCAGCUCAUUGAAAAGUAGAGGCUGUUUACCUCUGCCUCAAAACCCGGAGGACUCAGAAGAGCAUCAGGACGAACAGACAGAUACAGAUAAUCUGGACUCAGCAGAGGACAUAAACCCUGCAACACCUGAGCUGCAAGCCUUCAAUCUGCUGCCGGUGAACGGGACCCUGUGGAUCCCCAGGCAUGGAGGUGAUAUAAUAAUCAUUGAAAUGCAGCCAUAUGGAGGUCAGCUGCGGGGGCGGGUCACCGCUGUCCUCGCUCCUCCUGGACGCUCCUCUCUGGGGACUCUGCAGGAGGCAGCGCUGGUGGCGAAGGACACGGUGGUAUGCGGCUUCCAGCAGGAGGAAAACAUGGAGUGGUGCCUGGUUGUCUGGAGAGCCUGGAGCAGCAGCGAGAUCAGCGUCUUCUACCAGUCCUACGAGGAACUCUACCGCUCUGAGAGCAACAUAAGGAUAAGAAGGUAGCUGCUGUCCUGCAGCGGCUCAGGACCAGAACCUCCCUGACUGAGUUCAGAGAUCUGAGGCUGAGGGGCGUCAACCGAUGAAGCUCAGCUGUCAGGCUUCGCACUGCCGGAGGAGAUAUUUCAGUUCACUGUACAGAAAGAAGCGGAUUAUCAGCGUCCGAAUCAGACUUUUAAUCACAAUCACCAAAGUUUUUUCUCUUUGCUUCCAAACAUCCAAAUAAAUCGAUAUUUAACUUUCUUUAAAGGUUAUUUAUCUGCCUUUUUAAACCUUCCAAGGUCAACUGCAACUGUGUUGGAUAAAGCAUCACCUCAGGCACCAGCAGUGUUCAGUGGUUCAUAAAUAUCAGGUCCAGCCCAGAGAAAAGACGCUGCUCUUUACUGCUUCGCCUGUUUGGUGACGUCGUCCAUAAAACAGGACGUCAAACUCAUUUUUAUAUCAGACCACUGCAAAAUCAUCAAGUCUUUUACUGAAUCAGCUGCAGCUGUAGAAAUAAAACGUUUGGAUCUGUUGUCUAAUUUACAAAGUGUCCACUGUUCUGGUAUUAUGGAUCUAGUCCCAUUUAUUCAUCAGUUGUAGCCACUUUGCUCACUUUAUAUCAACACAUAUCUGCUUUGUGCCUUUUUCUGUUCGGGGGAAAAUAAACUGGAGGCUUUAAGUUCGACUCUGCACCCUUAACUCGCUGCCGCAUGAGAUCACAACACCUCUGGUUUAAAGCUUCCCUCUCUUACAAAACGAUGAACACUUUAAGCCUGGUUUAUGCUCAGAAACAAGGUCGUCUGCGUGUAUCGAAGUUAACGCAGAUAUGCCCCGCCCCUUCUGCAGACACUCUGCUGCAGCUCCCCAAAACUGUAGGUGACCGCAGACAG
Cyprinodon variegatus (sheepshead minnow) is the source of this 6556-nucleotide messenger RNA. It is a transcript of the gene lrrk1, whose product is annotated as leucine-rich repeat kinase 1. The record is from RefSeq and is a predicted model, not a curated record. NCBI's taxonomy places the organism in Eukaryota, Metazoa, Chordata, Actinopteri, Cyprinodontiformes, Cyprinodontidae. The transcript is spliced from 35 exons. Bases 303 to 5690 code for a protein of 1795 amino acids. Gene Ontology annotation, molecular function: protein binding.